Molecule: messenger RNA, 1082 nt
Organism: Punica granatum (pomegranate)
Lineage: Eukaryota; Viridiplantae; Streptophyta; Magnoliopsida; Myrtales; Lythraceae
Source: RefSeq, a predicted model, not a curated record
CCGCCCUUUUAUUCUCAUACCCUCGCAUCGAACCCUUCUCCUCUUCAUCUUCUUCUUCUUCGGCGACAAUUGUUUGAUCCUCUGUGAGUCUCGUGGUCAAAUCUCGUUCAGACAUGGCGGUCAUGAAGCUCUACGGCAGCCCUUUGUCCUCCGCGGUGUGGAGGGUGCUCGCCUCCCUCUACGAGAAAGGCUUGGACUUCGAGUUCAUCCCCGUCGACAUGAAAUCCGGCGAGCACAAGAAGGAACCCUACCUUUCCCUCAACCCGUUUGGUCAAGUUCCAGCAUUCGUGGAUGGUGACUUGAAGCUUUUCGAGUCGAGGGCUAUAACUCAGUACAUAUCCCACGAGUAUGCCGACAAGGGGACGCCGCUGGUGGUGCCGGGGAAGCCGAUGGCGAUCGUGUCGGUGUGGAUGGAGGUGGAGGCCCACCAGUACGACCCACUGGCGGGCAAGCUCGCAUGGGAGCUGGGUUACAAGCCGCACUUCGGGAUGCAGCCCGACCACGCGGUGGUGGAGGAGAACGAGGGGAAGCUCGGGAAGGUCCUGGACGUGUAUGAGGCUCGACUGUCCCAGUCCAAGUACAUCGGCGGGGACACCUUCACCCUCGCUGACCUCCACCACCUCCCAACCCUGAGCUUCCUCAUGGACACCCCGGCGAAGAAGCUCAUCGAGUCGAGGCCCAAGGUCAGCGCCUGGGUCGCCGAUAUCACUUCCCGGCCCGCGUGGUGCAAGGUUGUCGAGUUUAGGAAGCAGCAUUGAGGCUUGCUUUCUCACAUAUAUCGUAGUAGUAGUAGUUGUUGUUGCUGCUGUUGCUGGGAGAGUGGUUUUUGGGUGAUGGACUAUGGACUAUAUAGAUUGCUGGUGCUUGAGUCUCCAAUGAUGAAAGUUGGGGGCAUUGACCAGUAAUAAUACGGUAAACGAGAGGGCAAUCCUGUACUUUCGCUGGAUGCAUUCUGUUCCCCUCAGAGUAAUUACUAUAUAUCCAAUAAUCGCUAUGGAAAAUCAGUGUCAUCUAUCCAUUCCCUCCAGAUCAGCACUCCACGAGCGUUGUUAUCCAUAUACUUCCAGUUCCUUUUGUGUCCA